AUGGCGGAGACAAUCACCAUUCCGUCGCCCUCGCUCUUCUUCCGCUCGCCGGACGCUGGCCCGCCCGCUCGCAUGCCCGUCAAGAAAAGCGCACGCCGCCCGCAGCCUGCGCCCACGGACACGCCCAAGCCCUCCGAGAGCAAUGGCGUCACCAAGAGAAAGCAGUCCAAGAGCCGCAAUGGCUGUAUAACGUGCAAAGCGAAGAGGCUGAAGUGCGACGAGACGAAACCGACGUGCCAGCAGUGUGCGCGCCGGAGCGUCACAUGCGGAGGCUACAAGAAGGACUUCAAAUGGCGGCCGUUCGAGGAGGCCAGCUUCACGGCAAAAGUGCCAGGGAAGGCGAAGAAGAGUGCGUCGGCCUUCAUGAUCAGAUAUCGCGGCUCUAACAGCUGUCAAGGCUCUACCCCGCCAACUUCUGUUCCAGUACCCCCGAGCGACAGCCCCAUAGAAGCAUACAAUCUGUCCCGACCCAUACCGAGCCAAAAUCCUCUCCACAAUGCCUACUACCCUCCGCCGCAGCCGCAGCUGCUCAUGUGUGCGCCACCGCCUGUCUCCAGCUUCGUCGAAACGUCGUACCCCGCCAUGAGCAACAUGUACGCCAUGUCCCAGCCCUCGCCGUAUAUGCUAGCUCCACCGCCCAUUUCUCCCGGCGACAGCUUUGCGCCAGGCUCUGUCGAGAGCACGAACAGCGCCUACGAGUCGGAAAGCGUGGACACGAGGCCUACAAAGACAACAGCGCCCUCCAGCGUCACGUCCGGUCAAUCACCCCGGCUCGUGGAUCUUCUUUUGCCAGGCACAGAUCUCAACGCGCCGCCAGAAGAGUACUUGACAUUUCGCUCUCAGCAUGAGGAUUUCUACCAGCACAGCGGCUUCACCCCGCCAGCAGAGCCAAUGGACGACGAUGUAGAAGAGAUUCCACGCAGCUUUGAUUCCGACGCCUGGGUCAUGCGACUGCCUUCUCCCACGCCUUCCAACUCAACGAGCUCUUCCUCGGACUCGCGCGAUUACCCGCUCUUUGCGCAGCCCCAGUUCUCCAUGGCAUCUCCAGAAAUGCUCACGCGCCGCUUCGACCGGGAAACCUGCGGAAUCCUGUCUGUCAAAGACGGACCGACGGAAAACCCUUGGCGCACGCUCGUCUGGCCUCUUGCGCGGGACUGCCCAGCUUUGUACCACGCCAUUGCCUCCAUGACUGCGUUCCACCAGUCCAGGGAUUCGCCUGCAAUGCGAAUUCAAGGGAUAGACCACAUGCGCACCGCCGUUCAUGCACUCGCCUCCAGUCUGGAGAACAUGCGUGUCGAUGCAGCAAUCUCGACCACACUGGUUCUUGCCUUUUCGGAAUCAUGGGAUCAGCAUAUCAGCACUGGCAUCAAUCACAUCAAGGGCGCCAAGAUCCUGAUCAAUCGCGCCCUCAUGCGACACAACCAGUCGCCAGUCCAAGGCGAAGACUUCACGCGACUGAAGUUCCUCUGCAACUCUUGGAUCUACAUCGACGUCAUUGCCCGGCUGACCUCUGCCGACGGUGAUGAGUCCAACGAUUUCGACACUGUUUACGACAGCUUCAAUAUCGAUGGGCAGACAGAUGCCCAGCUCGAUCCGCUGAUGGGCUGCGCGAGCACGCUGUUCCCCAUUAUUGGCCGCGUCGCGAAUUUGGUAAGGAAAGUGCGAAGGUCGCGAAGCAACAGCCCCACCAUUAUCUCGCAAGCGGUCGAGUUGAAGCGACAGCUAGACGAUUGGAUGCCCCCAUCUUACAUUGAAGAUCCAGAAGACGAGACGACAAGCCCUUACGACUCCAUCAGGACAGCGACAGCGUAUCAAUAUGCGACCCUUCUAUAUCUUCACCAAGCCGUUCCCGAGAUUUCAUCGCUCUCAUCUGCAGACCUCGCCAUCAAGAUACUGCGCGAGCUUGCCACAGUUAAUCCUCGUUCACGGUCCAUCAUUGUCCAGAUUUUUCCCCUGAUGGCCGCCGGCUGUGAGGUGACGACUGAGGACGAUCGAGAAUGGGUCCGCACGCGUUGGGAUAUGAUGUACACCAGAAUGAAGCUUGGGAUCAUCGAGAAGUGCUUGGACGUGACUAAGGAGGUGUGGAGUCGUCGAGAUGCGUACGCAGCGGAGAGCCUCCUGAUCGACCACGAACGAAACGCUGGUAUCUCUCCCGUGACACCAUCGCUUAAGCGCGACUUCAGCUGCGUGUCGGAAGACUUUGAGCCUGACGGCGAUUGCCGCCUGUUUGACCCCGGCAUGAAGCGCAGAGCUGUGGAUGGGGUGUCGGUUUUUGAUGGUCCAAGACCGGUGCCCCUCCAGACGGAAUUCGGCACGGGAAGGCGUAGGUCCGAAUUCAUGGGCAUGGAGAUGCUAGAGCAUGAGUUCACAGUCAAAGGACGCCUUCAUUGGCUAGGCGUUAUGAAGGACUGGAACUGGGAGGUCUUACUCGGAUAA
This is a messenger RNA of Trematosphaeria pertusa, 2436 nucleotides long. RefSeq lists its product as uncharacterized. Gene Ontology annotation, cellular component: nucleus. NCBI's taxonomy places the organism in Eukaryota, Fungi, Ascomycota, Dothideomycetes, Pleosporales, Trematosphaeriaceae. The record is from RefSeq and is a predicted model, not a curated record. The transcript is spliced from 3 exons. Gene Ontology annotation, biological process: positive regulation of transcription by RNA polymerase II. Gene Ontology annotation, molecular function: DNA-binding transcription factor activity, RNA polymerase II-specific; zinc ion binding; transcription cis-regulatory region binding. The coding region runs from base 1 to 2436 and encodes 811 amino acids.